AUAAUUUUGUGGGAAUAUGGGCGGGCAGUGGUUGCGUUGCGUGUGCCAAAAGCCGCAGUGAAUCCAUGUAAUAGCGCGACACACCCAACAAGUCUCUGCUCCCACAGGUCAAGCAACCCUCCUGCAAAGCUUCAGGGCGAAUGUAUAUAUUUUAGUGUAACGUAAAUCGCACUUUCAGUUCCCGAUCCUUUUCAAUUUACCUGAAGUCAGGGGGAAAUGGGCUGCUCCUUUUCUGGCUUGAAUGCUCUGUACGAUGCUGUCAAUGGCGGCGGAGACAUUUGGAUCAACGAGAAUCGGUUUAGGAUCGUGAGGCAGCUCGGAGAAGGUGGGUUUGCCUUUGUGUUUUUGGUCAAAGAGGUUAUUUCCGACUCGUCUUCAGCCUCUGGCGGAGGUCUCGCCAAGAAAUUGAAGGACCCAUCUCGUCUUUCUGGUGAUGGCACCUAUGCUUUAAAAAAGGUACUGAUUCAGAGCAGUGAACAAUUGGAGCUGGUGAGGGAGGAGAUACGUGUUUCGUCGCUUUUUAGUCAUCCCAAUCUACUUCCACUUCUUGACCAUGCUAUAAUUGCAGUUAAGUCAUCUACUGAAGGAUCUGUAAAACAUGAAGCCUACUUAUUAUUUCCAGUUCACUUGGAUGGAACAUUACUGGACAAUGCCCAGACCAUGAAGGCUAAGAAGGAAUUCUUUUCUACUGUGGAUGUCCUGGAAAUAUUUCGCCAGCUCUGUGCAGGGCUUAAGCAUAUGCACAGUAGUGAGCCUCCUUAUGCACACAAUGAUGUGAAGCCUGGCAAUGUUCUUUUAACUCAUAGAAAAGGAAAGUCACCUCAUGCAAUAUUGAUGGAUUUUGGCAGUGCUCGACCUGCUAGAAGGGAAAUUCAUUCUCGUUCGGAGGCACUCCAAUUGCAGGAAUGGGCAUCUGAGCAUUGUUCAGCACCUUCCCGAGCACCAGAGCUAUGGGAUUGUCCAAGCCAUGCAGACAUUGAUGAGAGGACUGAUAUCUGGUCACUGGGAUGUACUUUGUAUGCAAUAAUGUAUGGGGUAUCUCCAUUUGAGUAUGCACUUGGAGAAUCUGGUGGAAGCCUUCAAUUGGCAAUUGUAAAUGCACAAAUCAAAUGGCCAGCAGGACCUAAUCCUCCAUAUCCUGAUGCUCUCCAUCAGUUUAUAAAAUGGAUGCUUCAGCCGCAGGCUGCAGUUCGACCUCGGAUCGAUGAUAUCGUCCUCCAUGUUGACAAGUUGAUCGCGAAGUUUUCUAAUUAGAAAAACUGGUGAUGAUAUCGUCCGGCAACUUUUGUGCCUCGAUUCGUAAAACGCCAAUUUAAUCAGGUACAAUUUGUUAUCUGGAGGUUAUUUUUCUGUUAUCUAGCAGUAGCUGAGAAUUGAUUCAAGUUCUUUCCUCUUUUUAUGCCCUUCAAAAUUCUGUGAAUCCCUCAAACUUCCAUCUAGUUUCUAGAACUGCAGUGUACUUACUGGGAUUGUUGAUAUGAUAGUCUGAAAAUUAAAGGAGGCGUAUGUAUAAGUGAGAACAGGAAUCUACCACUAGUUUAGAUGGGAGGGUCAAUGUUUGUUGUCAAAAGUAGUUUAAGAGGAUAGACGAUAUGUUUAGUUUACAAGAAAUGAUGCAGUACAUGAGUUUGCAUGCU
Molecule: messenger RNA, 1637 nt
Organism: Cucurbita pepo subsp. pepo (vegetable marrow)
Lineage: Eukaryota; Viridiplantae; Streptophyta; Magnoliopsida; Cucurbitales; Cucurbitaceae
Biological process (GO): protein phosphorylation
Cellular component (GO): cytoplasm
Molecular function (GO): protein serine/threonine kinase activity; ATP binding
Source: RefSeq, a predicted model, not a curated record